Messenger RNA from Salvia splendens (bonfire salvia), 977 nucleotides. Its product is annotated as probable F-box protein At4g23960. Gene Ontology annotation, molecular function: protein binding. Bases 102 to 662 code for a protein of 186 amino acids. NCBI's taxonomy places the organism in Eukaryota, Viridiplantae, Streptophyta, Magnoliopsida, Lamiales, Lamiaceae. The record is from RefSeq and is a predicted model, not a curated record. The transcript is spliced from 4 exons.
CCAACUUUCUAGCUCUGCCGAUUUUAUCUUCUCUCUCUAAAAUCCCUAAAUUAGGGUUUCAUUUAAAGAAAUUACCCUUCGCCAGCAGAGAUUACACACGAAUGCUUUUAAUCCACCGGAUAAGAAAGCCAAACAGUGAGGAAAAAGAGAGGUUGAGGCGGCAGCGAAGCCCUUCUGAAUUUGGGGACUCGAGGACUUCUGGUGUGGAUGGACAGAAUGGAGUUCACAGUAAGGAGAGAACGACUCUGCUUGUCGAUGGUGGUGAGAAUGGUGCGCAGGCGGGUAUAUCGCUAAUGGAGCAGCUGGUGCCGGAUCUAAGACUGCAUGCUCUCAGCUUCUUAGAUUACCCCAGUGUCUGCCAUCUCUCCAUGACGAAUUCGCUCCUGUAUAGAGCUGCCAAUGAUGAGAUUUUGUGGAAAACGCUCUAUCUUAAGGAUUUCUCAUUGGACCAAGGUGAUGUUAAGCCAGCCAAUGGAUGGAAAGCUUGUUAUGCAGCUACUUUAGCCAUUGUUAACAUCAACGCUGACUUUUUUAGGAUAGUUAAAGAAAGGUCGCAUACUGCCAUGUCCCAGUUUUGGCUCAAUGCAGGUUACGUCAAAUGUUUCCUUGCUACUGGCGAGUCAUUUACUGGUUACAAUCAAGUCAUGGCGAGCGACAUUUAGCUGGGAGAAUGCUAAUAAUUUCCAGAUUCGAGAUGUAAGGACUCAUGUCCUAACAGAUAUGGCUUGGGUAACCAUGAAAGCUUAUUCCAACAUGGAGAGGGCAUACAAUGUGACAAACAUUUAUGAACUCUGUAACGGUAGGUGGUAUAUGGUGCACCAUCAUAGCUUAGCAGCUCUCAUCCACGGAGGAGCUCAUCAACAUUUUGUGUAGAGAUAAGGAAACGCCCUUGCCAAGGAUUUUCAAGUAAAGGGUAAUGUAAUGUAUUUACAUUAUUUGUUUGAAAUUACAUAAAACUUCAAAAAUUUCUUGGGAGA